CUCAAACCAAGCAUUAAUCAUAUGGCUUCCCUAGACCAAAAUCCUUUUCUUCUUCCGCUCCUCUUCAUCAUCAUCAUCUCUUCCCUGCACGUUUUACUUGCUUCGACCACACCUUCACACAAACUAAAAUCCGCCAUUACCAUCAGAAAACUCAACCGUAGAGGACCUUACAUCGGUCUCGUGACAGUCUUUGAGACCGAAGAAAAUGCUUUUCUCGGCAGUGUUGAUUUCAGACCCGAUCCUAUGCAUCCUUUCCUCGAUCUCUCUGGAAGACGUUUUCGGAUAGGGAAGAUUCAUGGAAAGAAGGUUGUGUAUGUCAGAUGUGGGAUAGGAAUGGUGAAUGCAGCAGCAGCAACACAACAAAUGAUAGAUGUGUUCAACGUGAAAGGGAUAGUGCAUUUUGGAAUUGCUGGAAAUAUAAACAACUCAAUGUCCAUAGGAGAUGUGAGCAUCCCUAAGCAAAUCACAAAUGCUGGCUUAUGGGAGUGGCUGAAUCCAGACAAGGCAAAAGGAAGUGAGGAUGUAGCCUACUUAGAUGUCGGGAACUAUAAUGUUCCACAAGGCAAGAAUAAGUUAGGGACUAUUGGAUAUAGUUACGAGGAAUUAUAUUCAGUCAAUGGUCGCAUCAAUUCACCACAGAAAGUGUUUUGGAUCAAUACAACUCAAGAGUGGCUUCAUCUCGCAGCUGAUCUAGAGAAGAUGGAGUUGUUGCAGUGUGUGAAUGCAACAUUGUGUCUUCCAAACAAACCAAAAUUGGUAGUUGGAUUGAAAGCAGCCACUGCUGACAUAUUUGUGGAUAAUGCAGCCUAUAGAAAUUUCUUAUACGAUUCUUUUGGAGUUUCCUCCUCAGAUAUGGAGAGUUCUGCAGUGGCCAUGACGUGCGCGUCAAAUGGGUAUCCGAUAAUUGUGAUACGGGGAUUAUCAGAUUUAGCUGGAGUUGGAGAUAACACUGUUCGAAAAUUUGGAUCUUUGGCUGCCACUAACACUGCCAAAUCUGUUUUGGACCAGCAGCCUCAUGUUGAAUGUAACCUAAGGAAACGAGAAUCACGUGGAAAGAAGAAACUUGAUACUAGUGUCUGCUCAUAUCAGCCUUCUAGAGGGUUGGACUUGGAUGAUAUAUAUGCAGCUGUGGAUUUAAAUCUCAAACCAACCAAUCAGAUGGCUGCCCUGUACCACAAUAUUUAUCUUUUUCCUCUGCUCUUCAUCAUCAUCAUCUCUUCCUUCCACGUUUUGCCUGUUUCACCCACACCUUCACACAAACUAAAAUCCGCCACUACCAUCAGAAAACUCAACCUCAGGGGACCGUACAUCGGCCUCGUGACGGUCAUUGAGACCGAAGAAAAUGCUUUUCUCCGCAGUGUCGAAUUCAGACCCGACCCUACUCAUCCCUUCUUGGAUCUCUCUGGAAGACGUUUUCGAAUAGGGAAGGUUCAUGGAAAGAAGGUUGUGUAUGUCAGAUGUGGGAGAGGAAUGGUGAACGGAGCAGCAGCAACACAACAGAUGAUAGAUGUGUUCAAUGUGAAAGGGAUUGUGCAUUUUGGGAUUGCAGGAAAUAUGAAUAACUCAAUGUCCAUAGGAGAUGUGAGCAUUCCUAAGCAAAUCACGAAUGCUGGCUUAUGGGAUUGGCUGAAUCCAGACAAAGCAAAGGGAGGUGAGGAUUUAGCGUACUUAGAUGUCGGGAACUAUAAUGUUCCAAAAGGAGAUGGCAACAAUGAGUUAGGGAGUAUUGGAUACAGUUACGAGCAACUAUAUUCGGUCACUGGUCGCAUCAAUACACCUCAGAAUGUGUUUUGGAUCAACACAACUCAAGAGUGGCUUCAUCUUGCAGCUGAUCUAGAGAAGAUGGAGCUGUCACAGUGUGUGAAUGCAAGUUUGUGUCUUCCAAAGAAACCGAAAUUGGUUGUUGGACUGAAAGCAGCCACAGCUGACAUAUUUGUGGAUAAUGCAGCCUAUAGAAAUUUCUUAUACGAUACUUUUGGCGUUUCCUCCUCAGAUAUGGAGAGUUCUGCAGUGGCCAUGACGUGCGCAUCAAAUGGUUAUCCCGUAAUUGUGAUAAGAGGAUUAUCAGAUUUAGCUGGAGUAGGAGGAGAUAACACAGUUCAUAAGUUUGGAUCUUUGGCUGCCACUAACACUGCCAAAGCUGUUUUGGAGUUCAUUAAGAAGCUCCCACCGUCUUAAUUCCUACGUGUAACCUUAUUAAUCAUAAAUGUUUAAAUCUAGUUCUCUAGUUCAUAUCAACAAAUGAUUUGGAUUGUAAUCAAGUUCAUCGUAACAA
Molecule: messenger RNA, 2275 nt
Organism: Arabidopsis arenosa
Lineage: Eukaryota; Viridiplantae; Streptophyta; Magnoliopsida; Brassicales; Brassicaceae
Source: the annotation of a GenBank genome assembly